AUGCUCGAGGCGGACGUCACACCCGGUGGAGAUGGCUCCCUGGAUUCGUCACUCAUUGAUCAAACUCUCAACAGUUCUAGUCUUCCUGUUAAUCAGAUCGAACUGAAAGAGGAGGAUACACCAGAGAGAAGAACGAGCACUGAGUCAGUGCUCGAUCGCUUAUCCAAAUUCCCUUAUCAAGUAUUUGUGUUAUCUGAAUACGGGAGGCCCAUCUUUGUUUCAUGUGGCCAAGAAGACCAGCUUUGUUCUUUAUUUGCACUUAUUGGCGUAUUCGUAUCGCGAGUUAAAGUCUGGGGAGAUCGCUUGCUACAGUUCUCGUCUGGCGAUGUGCACGUUCAGUUUUGUCAGCGAUCAUCGCUCAUACUGUGCAUAGGUUGGUUAUACUGAG
Messenger RNA from Cylicostephanus goldi, 388 nucleotides. Lineage: Eukaryota; Metazoa; Nematoda; Chromadorea; Rhabditida; Strongylidae. The record is from the annotation of a GenBank genome assembly.